CUCACCCCUUUAAAGCUCAUUUGAGAAGGGAGUAACAGGAGAGUCAGACAGAAAGAGAGUAAGAGAAAGAGAGAGACAGAGGGUGAGAGAGCAGGAGGAGAUAGAAGUUGUGCAGACAGGGUGUGUGUUUGUGUGUGUGUGGAUUGGCAGCAGCACAGAAUACCCAAUAUGGCAGAAAGCACAGAGAUGGACCAGCUCCUGAGCUCCUUUAAAAAGUUUGCCAUUCAUGGUGACACAAAAGCCACCGGGAAGGAACUGAAUGGGAAAAACUGGGCUAAACUAUGCAAAGACUGCAAAGUGGUUGACGGCAAGAACGUCACCAGCACUGAUGUAGAUAUUGUCUUCACCAAAGUCAAAGGAAAGACAUCUCGGGUCAUAACAUAUGAGGAGUUUCGGAAAGCUCUGGAAGAACUGGCUCCAAAGAGGUUCAAAGGCCAAAGCAAAGAAGAGGCAUUGCAGUCCAUAUAUAAGUUAAUUGAAGGCAAAGAACCCACCAAUGUUGGUGUAACGAAAGUGGCAAAAACUGGUGCGGUGGACAGGCUAACUGACACAUCCAAAUACACUGGCUCUCACAAGGAGCGCUUCGAUGAGAGUGGGAAAGGCAAAGGUAAAGGUGGACGUGAGGAGCUUGUGGAGCACACGGGAUACGUAGGGGCCUAUAAGAAUGCUGGAACUUAUGAGGAGAAGACAAAGGCCAAGUAAGGCCUUCUCCAUGUCAACACAUUCGAGGCUCUGAGCUCCAUCUUCAUCAGCACUUAGGUCUGGACCAAAGCCAAACUUGAACUUUGACCUGUGGUUUACACAGCCACUAAGCAGAGUGACACUUUGACACACAGGAAGUGUUGUAAAUGUUUGUUUUUAAAGAACAUGGUUUCAUGCUCAUUUUUUCUUCAGAAGUUUGACAGAAGGGUAUAAAAUCAGGUGAAAAUCAUUAAAACAGCUAUAGGAAACAUGCAAGUCAACAUCACACUCUUUUGGACACACUGUCAGAAAAAAAAAGUAAACAACUGUACCUUUUUUGUACUUUUACAGGUAUAUAAACAUAACACAAUGUUGUACCUUUUGGGGUGCAUUACUGUUCCUUAAGGAUCUAUUUUGUAUCCUUAAAGGUACAGUUAACUGUUUUGUACCCCUAAAAUUUAACUGGUACAAAAUUGUUCCUUAAGGUACACAAUAGGUCCUUAAAGUAUAAUAUUGUACCCCAUAAGGUACAACAUUUCAAUGUGUUUUAUACCCAUAAAGGUACAAAAAGGUACCUUUUAGGGUACCACCCCAGCGACAGAAAACGGAACAACUUUGUACCUUUUUUCUGACAGUACAGGAAGAAAAAGAGACGCAAAGUUUUUUUUCUUUUCCAUAACAAAUUAAUAGGCGCUCUUAAUUAAUUGCUAUAAUUAAAUUUUCACAUGAAUUCAUUGCUAAAAGUUUAAUAAGAGCAAAGUCUUUUUGUGUUUCAUGCGUCUGUGUGUCCUAUUGUUUGCCAGAAUUAAGGUUUCAAUGUCAUAUCUUUGUUUUGUGUUAGUUAGUUUACUGUUACUGAAACUGGAACUUGCAUUUACAUAAUGUUGUAUAAACUGUUACUAAAUAUCCUUCGGUGUGUUGUAUUUUAAGUUUUGUCUAUUGUAUUAUGUUUUAUUUUAAAUAUCAAAUAAAACAUUCAAAAACACUGA
Messenger RNA from Paramisgurnus dabryanus, 1670 nucleotides. RefSeq names its product tubulin polymerization-promoting protein family member 3 (gene tppp3). Lineage: Eukaryota; Metazoa; Chordata; Actinopteri; Cypriniformes; Cobitidae. Gene Ontology annotation, cellular component: microtubule. Gene Ontology annotation, biological process: microtubule bundle formation; microtubule polymerization; positive regulation of protein polymerization. The record is from RefSeq and is a predicted model, not a curated record. Gene Ontology annotation, molecular function: tubulin binding.